GCUGUCAGCGGCGAGAGGAGAGAGGAGUGCGAAUGAACGAAACCAAGAAGUGCCGUGGAAACUGCAGCUAAAUCCGAUAAAACACUUAAAAUUUGUCAGUGGGUAUUGACACUGAAGUUAAAAAAACAGACGCCCUUCAAUUAAAUUACAUUAUUUAGAUCAAGUGUAUUUAUUUCAGAGCCAGAUCUGAUAUAUAAACGAGCCAUGGCGUUGAAAAGAAUUCAAAAGGAACUGACAGAUUUACAGAGAGAUCCUCCAGCACAAUGCUCAGCGGGACCAGUUGGGGAUGACUUGUUUCACUGGCAGGCAACUAUCAUGGGGCCGAAUGACAGUCCUUACCAAGGAGGUGUUUUCUUUCUGACAAUUCACUUCCCUACAGAUUACCCCUUCAAACCACCAAAGGUUGCAUUUACGACGAAGAUCUACCACCCCAAUAUCAACAGCAACGGUAGCAUUUGUCUGGAUAUACUGAGGUCGCAGUGGUCACCUGCUCUCACAGUAUCGAAAGUCCUGUUGUCAAUCUGCUCCCUUCUGUGUGACCCGAAUCCAGACGACCCGUUGGUACCAGAGAUCGCACACACCUACAAAGCAGACAGGGAAAAGUAUAACAGACUAGCAAGGGAAUGGACACAAAAGUAUGCAAUGUGAGAGAACCUGUGAAAUUAAAACAAAGAAGCAAAGAAACACAAUGAAAUGUUUUACAUUAACACUAGCAGAGAGGACAAGAGAGGGGGAAAACAAAUAAACCACACACUCUGAAGAGAGAGACACCAGUGCUACCUGGCUGCUGACUGCUGAGCGUCUGCCAUGUGCCAUUUACCAUGACUUGUGUGGGUCUGCCAUGCAUAGCCUGAGGGAACAGCGCAACACCACCUUAGAGGUGGAAGUAACCUCCUCAUCUCUGAGCGCCCCAGGCCACCACCCUGGAAGUGGAAUUGUCUUUUACUGUUGUUAUUGUUAUUAUUAUUAUUAUUAUUAAUAUUAAUAUUAUUAUUAUUACUGUUACACUGAAUGCUAAAUAUUGGGUUGAGAAGUUGAAGGGUCUCGAGUUACUUGACACUCCUCCUUUUCAUACAGUACUGUCUGAGACCCUCUGGAUGUCGUGUGUUACUGUAUGUGUAUGUAUGCUGUGGCUCUCUGCCAUAUUAACGUGAGCAGCCUUUCCUUAGAUGUUAUUCGACUGAGACAAACCACCCAGCAUAAAAUGGAGCAGGGACAAACUCAUCUGCGUCUGGCAGCUUGACUUUGUGGAUCACACCGGGCCUGACGGACACGGUCCCACUGCAGAAAGUGUCAUAGCCUAUGAGUGUAGUGGGCAGAAUCAGGCAAUAGUUUUAUAUUCAACAAGGCUCAGUUUAAUAAGGCAGACCACUAUAUGCACAUUUAUACAUAGGUGCACUAGUAUUUGGGGGUAGUUGUGUUUGUGCAGUGACAGGCAAGCAUCCUUUUCUUCUCCCCUAUAUGUGAGACAACUGGAGUUUGCUGCCCUUAGCAGGGAUGAAGCCUUUGGUCAUGGCGACAUGGGAGAACAGACUUUUCUGGAACAGAAGCCACCUGUGUUCUCCAUUGUACAAUCUCACUUCCACCACAAAGAGCCAUGUAGGGUUGGCAUCCAACUGUGAUGUGGCACUCUGACCUUUGACAUGGGAAGUGCUCACUCCUUAGAGCGUAGCUGGACUCAUAGCCAUACAGCUGGACAGAGCAUCAGCCUCUGACUGCUGGGCCUCACCCAUCGAUUGCUACUCAGAUCAUCUGACUGUAAUGGGCUGCUGAUAUUCAACUGUUUUUAAACUAGCUGUUAUUUGCUUUUUGUGGUGUGAGAUAAAGAACCACACUAUUUGCAUUGCACAGAGCUGCUGGUUCAAUUCAAAAGGUACUCUCUUUCUCCAUGAGACUUGCAUUGAGCAGGAUCAGAGAAGAGUCCUGUUUCAGCGUCCCUUUUAAUUUAAACCACCAUUUAGUGAAUGGCCAUGUCUUGCCAAACACUUAUAGUUCAUUAAACAAACAGCAACCUUGUAUGCUGUAAAGUUUUUGAGAAGAUAUUGGAUGUAACUGGAAAAAAUGACAGGCUAGUUUUAACAAUUUGUCUAGUUGAAAUUAACAUUGUGUCAGUCUCUUUUGAAGAGUUUGGGGGUUUGAAACACUUAUUCCCCCCCAUUCUGAUCCGACGCUUACUGCUGAGACCUGUUGCAAGCCCAUUACUCUUACGCAUGCUUUCUUAUUUCAGAUGUCAGAUUAAGCCAAUGUGCUAACUUGCAUUUUUUGAAUGCUGACUUUAAAUGCCGUUCUCAGCCUGGUCUACUGUGAAGUCAUUCAGAACAUUUCAUAUAUGUUUCUAAAUAGAGGAGUUCUCACAGCAAAUUUUUGUCUGCUGCAGCUUUUUGUGUGUGUUAACUACUGGCCCCAAUGACAUUUGGGCCAGCUUUUCGACUCAAGUUGAUCUACAGCUGUUUAUGUGCCAUUCUGAUAACUUUAAUAUACUUUGCGUAUAGCCAUUUGCAAAUUCUGCACAAAACUCAGCAAGCACAUUGUGUUUAAAGUGCUAGAUUGUGGGUAUGAGGGUCAUGGGUUUGGAUUCAAGGUAGUUACACUAUUGUCAAACCAUAGAGCAAGGCACACUACCUCAUUUGCUCAAGUGAAAAAUCUAUUUAUAUGGGUUGCAGACAGCUCAAUAUUUAACAUUGUAGAAGUUAGCUAAGUUUAUUGUAAUUUCAAGUAAGAUAAAAUCAAACUGCCAAUUUGCAAAUGGAAAUGAAGGGAGCUUCAUUAUGCUCUGGCAAAAUUUUGAUGGAAAGACCAAAAAAUGUGUGGAAACUCCUCUAUUGAUAAUUUUACCUCUAACACUAACCAUUACCGUUUGUUAAAAUCAAAUUUAAAAGACCCACGUCAAAUGUCCCCUUGUUAGUUACAGUGAGUGUGCACAGUAAUCUGCUAGUGUAUUUAAGCAAUGCAUAUGUUUGCUUUCCAUAAUUUCUUGAAGAUGUGUUUACUAUAAUGAAUGUAUCCAGGUGAUAGUUUUUUGCGGAUACAAUUAAACUGAAAUGCCUAUCAGUGUGAUUUUCCUGCCCGCAACCAUUGCAGACAAAGCCCCUUCUUAACUAUUUCACUCAGUUCAGUUCCUGAAAGUAAAAGUGUGGAACAUGUGCAUUUUAUUUACAGCUGAGGUUACUUUCUGUCCUUGCAGGACCAGAAUAUGCACUUCUGCAGUAGUAGAAAGGUGACGUGGUCGUCUAUUAUUGCAGAGUGCACUAAAAUGAGCAACUGUUUACCAAACGCAAUGGCUUGAACCAACUCCACUUUCAUAAUACCUUGUUGGUCAGUAUGAAAACUGCAGCUCUCUGUGGUCAUUAAUUGACCUGCUCAGUAGUUCAGGCAGCUACAGGGGUUGGAACAGCCCACUCACAGCAUGUUCGACCCCAACACACACUCUGCCCCCUGGUUCUUUUACCAGGGACUGGAUGACACAGGAGUACUUCAUUCAAUCUUUCAAAAGGGCUGAGGUCCCCCCCCCCAGCUAUUCAUAAUUUCUUUUUUCUCAAGUGCAUGUUACUUUUGUUCGCAUAAUCAAGGCUAUGAUUAUGAUUUUGGCACCCCCAUUUGUUUGCUAGUCAGCAUACUGUGCAGGUUCAAAGCAGAAGUAAAAGGAGGGAAAUGUCACCCAACAGGAUCCUCAGCAUACCUUUGGUAUUCAAGAAUGCAGUUUGAAUGUACCUUUUACACAAGCUGAGUAUUUUUGUGACGGGAGAACUAUGAUUGGUUGUUUUGUGUUUUAAUUCACUGGAAAGGUCACUAACUGUAGUUCACAUGUUGUGUUCUUUGUAUUUAUUUUAUUUAUUUGCUAUUUAUUUUGUCUUCCAGUUGUCAGUUUGAGUGCAAGCAGCCUCAAUUCAUAGCCUGUUCCUUUCAGUAUCAUAUAUUGGUGGAUUAUCCCAUUGAUUGGUGCUGUGUGUUCUCUUGGAGGAGGCAAGCAGUUUACUGGUAUUCUCCACACACUAAAAAGUAACUUUUUACAGCCAUCUGCAAGAUUUCAGGGAUUUCAUUAGUCCAUUUGCCUCUCUUCUGACACCUCUGAUGACAUCUUAGCCUUAACUGUUGUGUUAUCCUGUACAUAGAUACUGUAAAAUUUCAGUCAGGGCUUUAUUAUUUUCUACAAACCAAGUGGGGGAGGGCCACAUUUCAUUUUAGCAGGAGUACAAGGAGAAUUUUUACCUAGUUUUUUGUUUGUUCUUUCUGUUUUCCAAUCGGCGGCCUUGCUAACUUGACAUCCUGGAUAACCCGGUUUGAACUGUACGAAAGCCUCCCCACUUUGAUCAUGGUUGUGUCUAUGUGCUGAAGCUCCUUCUCCUGUCACCAACACCACUUUCCUCCCAUUGCAUUCAGGUUUGGCUUGACUGAGAGGAAGCCCCAAGGUGUCAAUACUAAAUUAAUAAAGCUCCUUUUGUUUUA
Messenger RNA from Megalops cyprinoides (Indo-Pacific tarpon), 4446 nucleotides. It is a transcript of the gene ube2d4, whose product is annotated as ubiquitin-conjugating enzyme E2D 4 (putative). The record is from RefSeq and is a predicted model, not a curated record. Bases 205 to 648 code for a protein of 147 amino acids. Gene Ontology annotation, molecular function: ubiquitin conjugating enzyme activity. The transcript is spliced from 7 exons. Lineage: Eukaryota; Metazoa; Chordata; Actinopteri; Elopiformes; Megalopidae. Gene Ontology annotation, biological process: ubiquitin-dependent protein catabolic process; protein polyubiquitination. Gene Ontology annotation, cellular component: nucleus.